Blastomyces gilchristii SLH14081 is the source of this 6094-nucleotide messenger RNA. RefSeq names its product dopey. The record is from RefSeq and is a predicted model, not a curated record. NCBI's taxonomy places the organism in Eukaryota, Fungi, Ascomycota, Eurotiomycetes, Onygenales, Ajellomycetaceae. Gene Ontology annotation, cellular component: endosome; trans-Golgi network. Gene Ontology annotation, biological process: Golgi to endosome transport. Bases 133 to 5805 code for a protein of 1890 amino acids. The transcript is spliced from 7 exons.
UUUCUAGCAGAUACUUGGCUUCUUCUCCGAGCUCCCCCUCCGUCGAUUCCACAACAAAAGUUAGCUACCACUUCUCCUUGUGAAGGAUGACGGCCAACCUAUUCCUUGAUACAGUAUUUCCACUUCGGCACAAUGAGCCUUGAUCCGGGCGAUCUAACACGAUCUUCGUCUCCAUCCGGCUCCGAAGCAUCCCAACCGAAAUCUAGAGAAGGGGUGGAUGAGAUAUAUAAAAAAGACAAAAACUACCGUCGUUAUGCCUCCAGCGUCGACCGAGCGCUCUCUUUGUUCGAUACCGCCCUACAGGAAUGGGCAGACUACAUCUCGUUCCUAAGCCGGUUGUUGAAGGCUCUACAAUCUCAUCCGCCGUCUCUACCUAUCGUUCCAAGUAAAACAAUUGUUGCACGAAGAUUGGCGCAAUGUCUCAACCCAGCUCUUCCAUCCGGAGUUCACCAGAAGGCCCUUGAGGUUUACGGCUACAUAUUCUCUAUCCUUAAGCCGGAUCGCCUGUCUCGAGAUCUUGCACUCUACCUACCUGGAAUCGCCCCUACGCUGUCGUUCGCGUCGUUGACCGUGCGACCAACUUUUCUCUCCUUGGUCGAAGCCUAUAUAGUUGAUUUGGACCCAUCAGCCCUUCGUCCAGCAUUAAAAUCCAUAAUACUAGCGUUACUGCCAGGCCUAGAGGAGGAAACAAGUGAAGAUUUCGAAACUGCUCUACGGAUAGUGAACAAGUUUCGAAAUAUAAAUCUCAAGAAAGACUCUUUGUCAGAUUCGAGCCCUGAUGCUGGUAGCCAGUACUUCUGGCAAUGUCUCUUUCUCGCCUCAAUAACCAACCCAAGCCGGAGACAUGGUGUGCUUGCGUAUUUGAACCGCUAUCUUCCCAAACUCGGCGGAGCAAGUCCGUGGUUGAUAGGCUCGGAAAACAGCGACAUAGACGAUGCUUCUGACUUAUUUUCCAUUACAGACUCCAUCGUUACGCCAGAGCCGGGACUGUUAAUUCGAUGCUUUGCGACAGGUCUCGCUGACGAGCAGCUUCUUGUACAGAGAAACUUUCUGGACCUUCUUGUUACUCACUUACCUCUUCACUCACCCGUACUACAGAAAGGAAUCACUCCAAAUGAUCUCGAGAUAUUAGUUGCGGCAGCCGCCGGUGUGGUGACAAGGAGAGACAUGAGUUUGAAUCGCCGUCUCUGGGCAUGGUUUUUAGGACCAGACGCGUCCAACGGCGCUCAAGAACAGGGCGAAGGUGAUCUACCGUUGUCAUCCGGACAUGAAGCGAGCCGUGUUUUUGAUUACGAAAACGCGAAGUCCCAGUACUUCAGUCGUUUCGGUUUAAAACCCCUCGUUCAAAGCAUCAAGGCGAUGAUAAAUCGCAAUUCACUUCACCCUCCAGACAGAGCAAAACCGUUCAGGAUAUCUCUUUCUUUGAUGGAUCGCUGGGAAGUCGGAGGGCUAGUUGUCCCAGAAAUAUUCCUCGCAGUUAUGCGUAGUGUCCAGCAAUAUGAACAGCUUGCCUCUUCAACUGCGAAUUUCGACGAGGUGUUUAGAAGUGCAAGUGCCUUUUUCGACGGGGUUGAAAGUAGCCUGAUAUUCUCCGAGCUCCUUUCCCUUGUUCAUAUUGAACCAUCUGUUAUUCAAACUCGAUCUAACCAUGCCAUAAAUGACCUUAACCUCGCGAAUUUUAUUAUCUCUCAUUUCAAUAUGGCCGAGGAAGAAAUGCUUGUUGCCCACGUCCCGCUAUUAUUCUUGGCACUACUGGUUAAGAUGAAAGUUAUUUCGUCAAGUACUGAAGGUGGACUUGAUUAUCACCAUAUUCAAUCUACAGCACUUAACGAGACCUCGCUAAUUAUCAAACAUCUCCUGGAAUUGAUACCGGACAGAGUAUUUCACGAUGAAAUUGUGAGAGAUCCAACUCGAAAUGAUCAGCCCUUGGAGACCCCCUGGGGCGUUGCCAGCGAAGAGAUAGUCAGAACCAUACUUGACUUCUAUAGGAGAAGUAAAGAAAGUCUCAAAUUACCGCCACUGCCCUUCUCCUACCGGGUUCUAGGCGAAUUGCUUCUCCGGGAAGCCCAGUUUCUGGUGCUUGCUGAAUUGGAAUCAGGAGAUCACUCCGGUUUGAAAGACCGAGUUAACAUAUUCAUAUCCUUACUCAAUAAAAUCCGCAAAUCCCAAGUCGUUAAAGAUGGGAACCUCUUCUCUGCCAUGUAUCGCAAGCUGGCCGCCAAUUCUGGUACGGAAUUACCUUUUGUCAUGAUUUCAUCUAUAUGCUCUAUUGUGACGACUCUCUACUCCAUCCAUGGGCCCGGAUUCUAUGUUUCUUAUGAGCAGGUAUCUGAUAUUAUCCCACCGUUGGUUCAAAAGCUUUGGGCCUUUCUCUCGCCAUUGAGCCCUAAAUUUCACGUGGAAACGGUUCGAUGCCUAUGGCUUUUGCACUCCGUGACUUGGCAAGAUCAUUUGAUUGAAGCUUCGAUUGCCUCCCUCAUGAUCGGCGCGGAGGAUUCCAAUCCAUCUCAUAUCACAACAGUCCAGGAAGCUGAAAAGUUUGUUGUCCUAUGGAAUCAUAGCCAGCAAGUUAGCAUUGAUCCUUCAAUUGCACGCUCUAUUAGCGAGCACCCAACGAAUAGUAGUAGUAGUUUAAGAGACCCGAGAUCUCUAUACCAGUCUUCUAUGCUCGAUCGCCCGUUAUUUAUCGUAUUGGAUUUGCUCUCAGGGGUUGUCAGCGAAGCUUCACUAGUAGUCAAGGAAUGGAUUUCAGAUCUUUCAUCUGUGCACAAGGUAUUUCGCAUAAUAAUAUCGAAACUCACCGAUCUUUCAUACCUCACGGCAUUGGAUCGCGAAGAUACAUCCCGGCGUAGCCAUCCAGAAGACCCUGGGGAUGCAAACCAGUGUCGAUAUCUAUUCGAGACUGCUUCCGGUGCAAUAGCCUCGUUGAGUCGGAUGGGAUGGUCUACAUUAAUGACAAACACCGCUUUGGACCUUGGUAAACGCCGUGAUAGCUCUGAAGCUGAUGAUGAUGCCCAGAGCCUAAGUAUUCAGGCCACUUUAAUACAUCUUGCUAUUCGAGCCCUCUCACCACGCAUAACGGCUUCCAGAGAGCUACAUCCUGAAGAAGAGCGGAUGCAAUUGGCGGUUUUUACCGUAAUGCGCCAACUUUUGACGGGACCAGGUGCUAGGCAACUCGUUGAGAUGGAUUUGGACGGUUUCCUAAUUGAUCAGUUAUUCUUCUCCUUGGACCAUAACAGGGGUAGUCUCCAACCUGUUAUGAUCGACACCUUGUUAGUUGCUUUGAAAAUCCGAUUCUCUCAUCAAUUUUUAGAAUCGCACAUUCCUUCGUCUAACAGACGAAGGAAAUCAUCUCUCGACGCUCUUCCAAAUCUCUCUCGCAUAUCGCUAACGGGCGAGAAAUCUGAAAAGGAGCUACGAGGCGCUACAACUCCCUUGCCGUCACCACAAUUAUUAGAAUGUUUGCUGAAAGGGCUCAGUUCCACCUCCUCGCUAAAUGCUGUGCAGAAAUGGGUGCAACUCCUUGCGGAGUGCCUACCAUUUUACUCCGGGGCUAUUUUCCAAAUCUUGUUGACGUUAGUAGAGUGUCUAUGUCAACGGAUAACUGCCUCGUAUAAUGAGCUCCAGCUUGUGUUCAAGCAAACCAAUGGAUCUCUCGGGGAGCGUUCGGAGCACGUCACCAUUGCUUUACUUGGCGGGUUGGAGAAUUGUAUUGCUGUGGCUCAUGAACGCCUACUGCUCGAGGAAGAGAGUGUUUCCCCCGUAAAAAGUCCAGACCAACCCCAAGGAUUUUUCGGAACCAUGGUUUCCGGUGUGUUCGCUUCGGAGGGGAACCAGGCCCGGAGCGCUACUGCUAAUGACAGAUUGACUGUUCUUCUUUGCUUUCAAGAUACUGUCCGGCUAUGCUUCUCAAUCUGGUCGUGGGGCAACAUUCGACGCCAUAGCAACUCACAGGACCCGGAAUCAAUUUCUUCUUUCCAAUAUACCUCGUUGAGAAUGAGAAACCGAUCGCGGCGUAUAUUAGAGCAUCUGUUUAACGCCGAAGCCUUGGAUUGUCUGGAGACAUUAGUCCAACUAUGGCACAAUGCAGUCACAGCAGAUGACAUGGCAGAAGCUCGAUCAGUGUUUAAUCUACUUCAUACGCUAGAUGGAUCACGACCAAAAAUAACCAUUCCAGCCAUAUUCAAUUCCAUCUACAGCCGAACCGACCCCACUGCGCUGGAACCUAGUCGCAAGUCAGUUAUGACCUCUAGGCUAUCCGAGGCAAAUCUAGUUACGUUUCUCGUGACGUAUGCUAGAUCACUAGAUGAUGAUGUGUUGGACGAGAUAUGGACGGAUUGCACCACUUUUCUUCGGGAUGUAUUAGCUAACCCGUUCCCUCACCGACAAAUCUUGCCACGACUGAUGGAAUUUACUGCAAUUUUGGGUGAGAAGAUGGAGCGGACUACUUUUGGUGAUGACAGGCGAGCGAGGAAGGAUCUUGGGGAUUUAUUCCUACGCCUCCUAAUAGCGAUACUCACUAGCAAACCAUUAGGUUCAUCACAAGAGCCCACCUCAUCAUCGCGGCAGCUGGCAGAUAGCGAGCGUGCAUCGAGGCCUUCUUCCAAAGGCCAACAGUUCGUUGGGCCUGAUGAUACAGUUGGCAUCCUCGCAUCAGUGAUGCCUGCCUUGGUUACCACUCUAGGGGAAACAGACAGGAUAUCCACUGCAAUGUCAAAUAUUUCGGCGAACGUAAUAGCGCCGCUCUUCCAUUCGAGACUGUUCCCCCAAAAUGUGAACAAAAGCGUCCUUGACCUUCUCCAGCAGAUGUCAAAGAUUCCUGUUGCCUCUAAAUACUGGCGGAAAGAUGUGGGCGACGCGUUCAACGACAUCAAAUUCUUCACGACAAAACUUGGGCUUGUGCGGUCGAACUGGCUUGAUUUGCUUCGCCAUUGGGUCCUGACAGACAAAGAACGAUUGCCCGACGUGUACUCUCGCCUAACAACCCCAACAUCCGCCGGUAUAAUGUUUGGCGUAGGUGCUACAGCUGCACGACUUGAGGCUGACCGCAAGGCCCAGCUGAAUUUACGCAGACUAGCCUUGCUAAUAUUAGCCGCUAACGAAGACCAUUUCGGUGCAGAACUCGCAAAUGUCCACCAAAAGCUUGAAGAUCUGUUAACAGCUACUCACAUAUCUUCCCCUUCUUCCGUAACACGAGCGGAAGUAUAUAUGGUGCUCAGAGCCCUAGUCUUGAAAACCUCCGCCAUCCACCUUGCAUCCUUCUGGCCGAUGAUAAACAGCGAACUCCACGAUGCGAUUUCAGCCCUUGGCUCAGGCCAACAGUCCGAGACUCAUAACCCUUACUCACUCCUACAGGCUUGCAAACUCCUUGAAACUCUCCUCCUAAUUGCACCGGACGACUUCCAGCUCCAAGAAUGGCUAUUUGUUACCGAUACCAUUGAUGCUGUCUAUCCGCCGGACCAGUGGGAGUCUGUUGCUCUCGCAGAUGGAAUCGCACGCAAUCUAGGUACAACCACGAGCAGAAACAGCAUUGACCGCUCGCCAAAGAAUGGCCUUGGAAAUGGGAAUGGAAAUGAUGGUGAUGACGAUAGUGGCCGUGACGGGUAUAAAAAGGCGUGGCUUAAUUCGGAGCUGAGCCGGGAGACGGCCAAAGACGAGAUAGUUGACACGGUACUCAGGCCAUUCUUCGAUCGGUUGAGUAUACAUGCAUUUGAGAGCACAUAUAGCCUGGGGGUUCCUGAUUUGGAAGGCUGUAAAGACGAUCUGCUGGCAGAUCUGUUCAAUGAGUUCACGGUGGUGAAUUAGAAUUGAGUGCUUGUGCACUGCACUGAUGUGCCCUGCUCUAUGCCCUGCUCUUGGAUGUGUUUAUACCGUCCACUGUUUUCAUGUUGUCAUAGUCUGGAACUUAUAUUAUAAUUAAAUAUCACAUAUGUAACCAAUACGCUGUAUCUGCUUUUAUGCUAUUUGUGAUGGGUAUUUAUGUAUAACUAGACAUUUCAACCUUCUUGAUUCAUAUUCUUCCUACCAUUCUAGCCACGUGAAACAUUUUUCCUAGUGCCGCGUCCCUCGUAUCUCAACAUGUACAUGUACGGAG